AUGAACUAUGUGGUGGACUCCAUCAAGAAAGACGCAGUUCGUGGAAUUGACCUGGAGGCCGUGUUACAUAAAAUUAUGUGUGAAGACUGUGAGAUUGGGAAGCAAUCUCGAAAGCCAUUUCCAGCCGCAACAAGAAAUGCAACGAUAAAACCAGGAGAAAUGGUCCAUAUGGACUUAGCCGGAAAAAUGUCUGUUGCAUCCCUGGGAGGAGCUCAAUAUUUCUUACUCUUGAAAGACGAUGCUACUGGCUUCCGCACUGUAUAUUUUCUCAAGAGCAAAGACGAAGCCAAGGAUCGUAUCAAAUGCUACAUUGAAUUUAUGGAAAAUCAAACAGGAAGAAAGGUCAAGAUAUGCCGUUCAGACAAUGGUGGAGAAUUCUGUAAUUCUACUUUGGCAUCAUACUUCAGAGACCGGGGAAUAAUUCAUGAAACAACCGUCAGCUACAAUCCAGAAAUGAAUGGGAGGUCCGAACGUGAAAUAAGAACUUUAAAAGACUGUGCUCGAACUAUUCUGCUGGCAGCUAAAUUACCCGAAUCUUUAUGGGCUGAAGCCGUUGCCACCACCGUCUACGUCCACAACCGAAUACUGGACAAGCAAAGUCCAAAUAUAACCGCAUUUGAGGCAAUAUUUGGCAAGAAACCUUCACUCCGUCAUUUGAGAGUCUUUGGUAGCGUAGCAUUUGCACAUAUACCAGCCCAGAAAAGGACGGUCUGGGGAGCAAAGGGAGAGCGACUUAUCCUGUGUGGGUAUGCAUCAGAGAGCAAGAAAUAUCGUCUUUACGACCCUGAGUCCGGACAAGUGGUUGAGGCAAGAAAUGUAUCUUUCCACGAAGAAGCUUUUGAACCGACAGUAAUGAUACAUGGCGAAGAAGAAAGAGAUGAACCUGAUGAAUCCAAAUCUGAAAAAGAUGAUGCAAAAGAUGAUGCACAAGAUGAUGCACAAGAUGAUGCAGAAUGGACGGACGAGGAGAAAUACGAUCCCGAGGACCCACAGCCUGAUCAAGUUGACCCACAGCCAGUACAACCUGACAACGAGAAAAUGGGUGACGAAUUAGAAGUCCAAGUUAAAACUGAAAAAGGAGACUACACGGCUCGCAUUCCAUCGCAAGGGACGACACGUGUUGUCUUGCCUGAAACAAGUAAAAAAUCAGGAACCACUCGCAAUUUAAGAGACAGAGCUAAAAUUAAGAAACCAGAUAGAUAUCAAGCUCAUGCCAUUUAUGCAGACAAAGAACCUUCAACUUAUAAAGAAGCCGUUGAGUCUAAAGAGAAGGAAGAAUGGAUAAAGGCAAUGCAAGAUGAGAUUGAAAGUCAUAAGAAAAAUGGGACUUGGAAAUACGUGAAGAGAGUCCUCCCAUUACUUGCAGUUGGAGUAAUAAUUGGUGUGACUGUCCUUGUAGCCGGCUUAUCAGUUGGUGGAGCAAUCAAUUCGUUUGUUCAAACUGGAAGAAUCUCUGCUUUGCAAGGAACAGUAGCGGAACAAAGAGAGAUGCUGGAUGAAUUGGAACGUCGCGUGGAAAUAUCGGAAAGAGAGAUUGAGAAGCUUAAGGUUAGCCUAAAUGCUACACUAGAACAGCUUCAGCUACAUCAGCUUGAUCACGACGAACUCAAAUCCAUUGACACCAAUUUCGCAAUUGCCUACCUUACCAGUCGCCUCAUGAUAGUCAGCUUCGCACAAUCUCAAAAGUGCGAAAUAUCAGAUGACAGAACCAAGCUGUAUGUGGACUUCACAGCAACUGAAAUUAACAAAGAUUUGCAACUCAUCGAGGCAGACUCCUUCGGUCUCAAAGUUGAAAGGAAGAAUGAAACCUGCGUUCUAAAGUACAAGGGACCCCAUAAUGCCAUCCUUUCUACGAAAGAUGACUGCGUAUACUCCAUCAAUGUUAAGGAGCCUACAACCCCCGACCUAAUUGUUUCGCCCACUCGAGGAUGCACGCAAACAGCGAAAACAAAGAACUCCAAUCACUUUGACAUAGACCACUGUUAUGACAAGAACCUUGCUGAACCAUGGGAUUUUGUACAAAUCAAACUACACCAUGGACAAUAUCAUAUCUACUGCCCUGGGUCCAAUAUUACCAUUGAGAGGAAGCUGCAACAAUGCCCUGCUAGCGUGUUCAUCCUUCCAAUGAAUGCUAAUUUUAAAAUACAUGAUAUUGAAUUUUCAGGAACUGAAUCCAGCCUUGUUCACCAAGAGGUAGUCGACCCACUAUUCACGAUGAAAGCCAACUGGCACUUGCAGCCUAGUUUCAACUGGACCAGUCUGAUGAUCAAUGGUUCCACUGACGAAGGAGGGUCAAUCCACUACCACACAAGCAAUGAACCAGCCUGGUCAACAAUGGAAUGGAUCUUAACCCUUUGCAUACUAAUAAUAGUUGCUCAAGCCAGUCUUUGUGUUUUCCUUUUUCUGAAAAGCCGGCCAAAUGUAAUUUCGGUUAGGGCAAAUCCAGUGGAAACUGCCGAUAUUGAACUUUAA
This is a messenger RNA of Folsomia candida, 2472 nucleotides long. RefSeq lists its product as uncharacterized. The record is from RefSeq and is a predicted model, not a curated record. The coding region runs from base 1 to 2472 and encodes 823 amino acids. Gene Ontology annotation, molecular function: nucleic acid binding. Gene Ontology annotation, biological process: DNA integration. NCBI's taxonomy places the organism in Eukaryota, Metazoa, Arthropoda, Collembola, Entomobryomorpha, Isotomidae. The transcript has a single exon.